Leucoraja erinaceus (little skate) is the source of this 3081-nucleotide messenger RNA. RefSeq names its product neuronal pentraxin-2-like. The transcript is spliced from 5 exons. The record is from RefSeq and is a predicted model, not a curated record. Lineage: Eukaryota; Metazoa; Chordata; Chondrichthyes; Rajiformes; Rajidae. The coding region runs from base 169 to 1704 and encodes 511 amino acids.
CAUAGUACUUGGCGUCUGGCUGAAUCGCGCCUCACACUCCGGGGCUGCGGGACCUGUUUGUUGUGUUUGAGUUUUGUUGUUGUGAACUCGACUCUUUUUUUUCUCCGGUGGUCGUGGCCCCCAAACUCCGGCACCCUGAAGUAUCUAACCGUCUUUCUCGGGGCAGGGAUGCUUGCAAUUCUGGGUGCAGUGAUCUGCAUCAUUGCAAGCAUCGCCCCUGGUAGAUCUCCGGGAGCUGUCCCUGGUGCUGAAAAUGCAGCCGGCUCGCUGCUCGCUAACCAGGGCGGCGGUGGAGCUGUCCAAGGUGCUGAAAACGAAGCCGGGUCGCUGCUCGCUAACCAGGGCGGCCGUGGAGCUGUCCACGGUCCUGAAACUAUCCAGGGUGCUGAAACUGGCCAAGGCGCUCCAGCACCCACCUCAAGCCGAGCCUCUGGCUUGGGCUACGGCUCGGACUCGCUGGUCGGCACCGCCAGCCGCUUCCUCUGCCUGCCUUUAGCCCAGGACUGCCCGUCCCCGUCCGCCAGAGAGGACCUGCUGCUGCUGAGGGGCACGGCGGCACAGCUCCGCCAGAUGGUCAGCCAGCAGGGCAGGCAGAUCGCCACCGACCAGCGCACCAUCAGGGAGCUGACUGGCAAGCUCAGCCAGUGCGAGGGAGGGCAGGAGCUGGGCUUCUUCCAGAACCACCCCGAGGAGUACGCGUGGGACCUGGGCAGGAAUAGUGUGGAGGAGGGAGCCGAGGAGUCGGAGACGGAGUCGGAGCAGGCAGUGCUGGAUCUGGAGCGGACCAUCCACUCCCUGAAGAACAGCAUCAAACACCUCGAGGGGGAGUUGGUGUCUCGUGGUAAUGCUUCCUCCAUCACGCUGUCGGGAUCGCCCCAGGAUCACUUCUACCUGAAGAUUGAGGAGCUGGAGGGACAACUGCUGUCCAAGCUGUCCGAGCUGGAGAGAGAACGUGCCUUACUGCAGAACAAGAACAACCGCCAGAGACAUCGCGUGGAGGAGCAGCUCGAAGCUCUUCAGCAACGCAUCGAUCACCUGGAGAAAGAAACGGCUGCCUAUAGGUUGCAGGAAAGCUAUAAAAUCUCACUGCCGGCACGGACGAACUACAUGUACGCCCGGAUGAAGAGGAGCCUGCCGGAACUGUACACGCUGACUGUCUGUGUGUGGCUCAAGUCUAAGACCACCGCUGGCGUUGGGACCCCCUUCUCCUAUGCUGUGCCUGGACAAGCAAAUGAGAUUGUCUUUCUGGAGUUGGGGCGGAAACCAGCCGAACUACUGAUCAACGACAAAGUUGCUCGGCUGCCCUUGAGGAUCAACGACGGGCAGUGGCAUCAUGUGGGUAUUACCUGGACCACCAGGGAUGGUGAGUGGGAGGCUUACCAGGACGGUAUGAGGCAGGGGUCAGGAGACAACCUGGCACCUUGGCACCCGAUCAAACCAGGUGGGACCCUGGUCCUUGGCCAAGAGCAGGACACAGCGGGGGGGAGGUACGAUGCCGCUCAGGCCUUCGUAGGCGAGCUGGCCGACUUCAACCUGUGGGACCGGAUCCUGACAGCGGCCGAGAUCCGCAGCAUCGCCAACUGUUCCUCGGUGGCGGUGGGCAACGUCCUGUCGUGGGAGGGCGGCGGCAUUGACCUGUUCGGCGGUGCGAGCAAGUGGCCUUUCCAGAGGUGCGGAACGAGUACUGUCUCCAAGGAGGACUAGAGUCACCCGGUCUCCCCCGCCCAUCCCCGGCCUGGCCUUGGCCGGGCUGGAUGUGGCCCAGACCGGCUUCGGCACCCCUCACUGUGUCUCCAUUGUGGCCCGGGUGCCUCUCCAAAGUCGUGCUUCUCCAAAGCCAGCACUCUGACACAGGCACCCCUCUCUCUCCAACACUGACCCAUUCCCGAUACCCCUUUCCCAAAGGAUGAAGCCAAGGCUCGGAGUGUUGGGUUGGAGUAAUGACGCCCUGGCCACACACCAUGUACCAUCCCAGUGUACAUAGCUGUUCAUACAUGGAGUAAUGGGCUUGUGUAGAGCGUGUGGGUCUUGAGGCUUUCUCACUCAAAACCUUGAUGUGACCAAAACCUUGAUGUGUGCCAAUGUGUCCCGUCAGGUUGUAAACAUGUUCCUUCUGGUAUUUAUGAUAUUUGAAUGAAUCUCGCUGCUUGUGUCGCCCAUGCCACUAACUCACAGAGCCCGGAUCACGGUUCUCACUGCCCCAUCUUACGCCAGGGAAUUCUUUUGUCAUCUCCAGAGAUUUCCUUCCUUCUUUUACGCUCUCCCGAGGUGCCAAAAGUCCACGGUUGUCAGGACCGACGUCAAUUUUCCAGCCCCCUUGCGAUCUCCCGACUCGGCGGCACAGCUGGUAGAGCCGGCAAUCUCACAGCGCCAGAGACCCGGGUUCGAUCCUGACCUGUGCACGUUGUCCCCGGGACCUGCGUGGGUUUUCUCCAGGUGCCCCGGUUUCCUCCCACACCCCAAAGACGUGCAGAUUUGUAGGUUAAUUGGCCCUAGUGUGUGUAGGAUAGAACUAGUGUGCGGGGUGAUCGCUGGUCGGCACGGACUCAGUGGGUUUCCACGCUGCAUCUCAAAAAACUCAAACCAGAACUAAUUUACUCCCGGGUCUUCAAAUUAAUAAAUCCGACUGUAAAAUUGCCCUGAUGUGUAGGGAGUGGAUGGGAUAGUGGAAUAACAUAGAACUGGCGUGAAUGGGCGGUCGAUGAACAUGGGGGUUCAGUAGACUUGCUCAGGGGCACGGCAACACUCUACUGGACUGUUUCCAAGAAGAGAAUCUCACUGUGCGUUUGCACUUCACACCACACGACAAUAAAAGCACCCUUGAAACGCUGAACAUGGCCAGCAUGGAUUCGAUGGGCCGAAGGGCUUGUUUCCAUGCCGUAUUUCUAAACUAAACCAAACUGUGAUUUAAUUAGCCACGUAUCAGAUCAGUUGUAUCUCUUCCGUUCAAAGGGUCCUCCAUUUCACAAUGACCCCUCAUUUAGGCCUCCGUCCUCUGACCUUGAACCUUUAACCUUGCCCUUCAAUUGAUAAUCCAUUCAAUGAGGUGUGCGCUGCACAGUAAAAUUAUUCCUGCGCAGA